CCGGGCUCUUUGUGGGGCCGCGAGCUCGGUGGAGAACCAAGAGCUCCGUCUGCUUUGCGGACGCAGCUGGCAGUGGGGCUGUCUCCGGAAGGCGGACGGGCGAACGCCCAGUGCCGGCACUCGGACUCCUGCUCCUUGCCUGCCGCGCUGGUCUGCGUCCGUGACAUCCUUACUCGGGACUCAGUGACCGUUUUUAAAUCACAAGGGCGUGGGUCAGCCUCCCCUAGGACUUCAUGUCUGUAUAUUUCCCCAUUCACUGCCCUGACUAUCUGAGAUCGGCCGAGAUGACUGAGGUGAUGAUGAGCACCCCAUCCAUGGAAGAGAUUGGCCUCAACCCCCGAAAGGAUGGCCUUUCCUAUCAGAUCUUUCCCGACCCGUCAGAUUUCGACCGUUGCUGCAAACUGAAGGACCGUCUGCCCUCUAUAGUGGUGGAGCCCACAGAGGGGGAGGUGGAGAGUGGGGAGCUCCGAUGGCCCCCCGAGGAGUUCCUGGUCCAGGAGGAUGAGCAGGACAACUGUGAAGAGACAGCGCCAGAGAACAAGGAGCAGUAGAGUCCUCGCUGACGCCUGGCAGGUCACAGCAGACAGCAUUUGUACCUGAACUGUGUUCUUUCCCAUUGUGAUGGAAGAAGAGAGUGAGCCACAAGCGUUCUGAAAUGUCAGACAAUGGCUUUCGUUUUUGCACCUGCAAAUCACUGAGUUGGUCUUCUUUUCUUUUCUUUUCUUUUCUUGAACUGUGUUGGGCUGUGGAGCCCUCUGGGACACUUUGCAAGGCCUUCUGAGAAAGGAAGCUGCUUCGAGCAGGGGUGGGGGGUGGGAAACUGUGCGUCUUUGAGAUCAUUAUCUGAACUCAAGCAACUCGAGGCCGUGGUGGGAUUCCAGUGGGCUCUGGGGGUGGGGGGGCGGGGGGAAUGUGCACGGCGAACAAGGAACAUUUGAGGUAAGAACACAAACAUGAGAUGAAAGAGAAAAUACACGUUUUAAAGAAAACAUUGAGCAGAGAAGUACAGCCAGGAAGUACUGCUCAGUGAGCAUUCACUCUGGCUGCUGGGGCGUCAGACAACAAAAUCUUCAUCUCUCUCCCGGGCUUCCCCCACCACUAGCCUUUGCUUUUAUUCCAGGUGUGUUGUCUGUUUCAGGGGACGCGGGUAAAGCAGUGCAGUAGAAGCUCACUGCCUGCAAAGCCAGCUGGAGGAGAUGCUCGGGAAAGGAAAAGGCCUCCCAUUCCUUUUCCACGGACCCUCUGCUCUCGGCUCUAGCAGGUUCACAUACCAGCGGUAAUCUGGAGAUUUUCUUUUAAGAGGCAGGGCUUUUGAGCUUCUUUCCCCUGAUUUAUCCUUUUUGCCCCCUAGCCCUUUUGAGAGUAGUGAGAAUACUUCCUGCCCUUGUUGGAGGACCGAGGUGGACGCUUGGACAUGAAGGUUCCUUCCCAAUUGUUCCUCCCAGACUUGCUUUCUGUCUUAGCAGAGCUGGCAGGCAAUCCUCGGCUGGCCCUUCCUUCUCCUUCCCACCCCUCGCCCCCCACCCCCAGGCACAGCCAUCAGGAAAAGGUGGCUCCCAGCCAUGCAGUGGGUUCCAGCCAGCCCGACCAGCCACAGUACCCGCUCCCAUGGGGGCUCUUGGCCUGUUUUUCUGGUGAGAGCUGAGUGGAGACCAGAGGAAGCUUUUUCUGUUUCUUGUGGGGAGGUGAGCUUUACUGCAGGUCCCAAGAGCUGGCAAAGCCUGGGAAUUGUUAGACGAGGGUGAGGAGGCUCGCGUGCAGCAGCCUGGGGAUCAAGUUUAAAACUGAAGGGCGUCAUGAGAUCCUUGGCUUCUCCCCGCGUGUUCCUGGAUGCAGGUGGGGGGACGGUGUGGUGAGGGAGCGUGGAGCAGUUGUCCUCCUCCCUUCCCACCUGCCCCACCUGUCCCCUGCAAGGGCACAGUUGCGUGAGAAAGAGCCUUGGACUGAGAGCUGCUUCUCAUAGUUCAGAACCACGAGGAGCAGCAGGUUGCAGGACAAACUCUUCAAACCAUCUCCAGCUCAGAACAGAUUAUGCCACCAAGAGGUUCGAGAGCCUCCCUGGGGCUGAACUGGCCCAACCAAGGCACCCACGUGCCCCCUUGGGUUUCUGGUCAGUCCAGGUUGACCCUGGUUUUGGACUGGAGUGUGGAGUUGUAUUUAAUACCUCAAGGUUUGUGUGGCUCUCGGGAACGUUGGGCAGUAGGACCAGUGUGUGCUGUUGACACAUGAGCAGGAUUUGGUUUUGGGAAGUUGCCUCUCCCCCUUCCUCCCUUCUGCCCCACUGCUCCCUUCCUCUGUGUUGUCUGCUUGUGUUACACACACUGAUGGCAAUAACUUCUUCCAGCUCCUUGAGGAAGUGGGAGAGGCCUGCAGCCUGCACUGCUGGGUGUUUCUCUCUCUUGCUCUCCCUUUCCUUCGGUUUUGGCUGCAGAGAGCCUUUCCUCCUGACUCUCAUUCCCUCACAGCAGCAUUUCUCAUCCUGUGCCUCCCUUGUGGAUGGGGUCUUGCCUUUUAAAAUUCUGUGUUUCCGUGUCCGCCUCUCAUCUGCGCCCCUGUAUCAUCUGUCCGUGUGAUGGGAACGUGCUUGUAAACUGCAUAACAGAUCUACUUUGUGUAUUUGUGUGUUUAUGGGGGUGGUUUAUU
Messenger RNA from Rhinolophus ferrumequinum (greater horseshoe bat), 2643 nucleotides. RefSeq names its product LBH regulator of WNT signaling pathway (gene LBH). Gene Ontology annotation, cellular component: nucleus. NCBI's taxonomy places the organism in Eukaryota, Metazoa, Chordata, Mammalia, Chiroptera, Rhinolophidae. Gene Ontology annotation, biological process: positive regulation of DNA-templated transcription. The record is from RefSeq and is a predicted model, not a curated record. The coding region runs from base 234 to 551 and encodes 105 amino acids. The transcript has 3 exons.